Gigantopelta aegis is the source of this 694-nucleotide messenger RNA. RefSeq names its product chitin-binding domain protein cbd-1-like. The transcript has 4 exons. The coding region runs from base 200 to 658 and encodes 152 amino acids. Gene Ontology annotation, cellular component: extracellular region. Lineage: Eukaryota; Metazoa; Mollusca; Gastropoda; Neomphalida; Peltospiridae. Gene Ontology annotation, molecular function: chitin binding. The record is from RefSeq and is a predicted model, not a curated record.
CGGUAUAACUGCUGAUCGCAGACGUAAACUUACGAUGUUUUGUGAAAUAGGCCCUGUUUUCUUAUAAAAAGAUUACAGCUUCGGUAAACUACAUAACGUCUGGAUGCACAAAAGAUAGCAGUGUGAAAAUUAACUGUCGAACAACUGCUGUGCUGUCUGUAGUUUUGCAUAUCGGUCUACAAGGUACAGACACUACACCAUGUGGCCUAUUUUACUACUGGAAGUUCUUCUCGUGCCGCUAGUCGCUUUCCAGACCCACCCGCCUCACUGGGUGCCUCACUAUGCUAACUGCUCAUCUAAACCGGAUGGACUCCUGGAAUUCGGAUGCUGGGGCGCCAUCUACUGUCAAGCGGGUUUACCAAAUACCGUUGAGUGCCAAAAGGACGAGGUUUUUGACAGACAUAGCAAAUCUUGUAUCUUAUAUGCUGGUUCUGCAGCUGAUCACGUGACCUGUCGUCAACCCAAACCGUGCCCUGACCAUGACGAGCUCCAUCGCUAUGCGGAUCUGGAGGACAAAUGUGAGACGUACUACGUCUGUUACGGCGGCUCCUAUCUACAGAGAUACUACUGUCCUGCAGGGACAGUCUUCAAUAACAAACUUCAGACAUGUGACUGGCCAGGGGACACGCUACCUCCAUGUGGAACACGAACAUGGUGAAAAAUAGAACCUGCGAAAUAUAUCGUUAUUAAAUAA